AUGACUUUCCCAAACACGACGGGCACUGGCGAUGCAGAGAUCCUCGACAGCGGCAUCGCCAGGCUCGCCGUCAAUGCCGUCGUUGUCGCCUCCGUCAUGACCGCCCUGGCCUUGGUACUGACCUUUACUCGUUUUGCGAUCCGAAUCCAGGGAGGAUGGGGAAGCGACGACACCGUCCUCGCGGUGUCGCUCAUAUUUCUCAUAGUGCAACUUGUUUGCCAAUUCCUCCUUGCCUUUUGGGCCGGCGAGGGCUGGAGCAUGGAGGAUAUGAUGGUAUACCCUGAUAGGAUCACCAGGACAUUACAGGUUAGUGAUCAGUCGAUAAGUGGAAGACUCGGCGGUUCACCCGUACGCUUGACUGACUCGUCCCAGUUGAUCGUCUUUCCUUCCUUCAGCUAUGGUAUAGCGACCGCUCUGAUCAAGACCUCGAUUCUGCUUUCCUACAGACGCAUCUUCGGCCACAUGAAGAAGGUUAGGAUAUCGAUCUGGAUUCUACUUGGCCUUACCUGGGCUUGGUGUCUGUCAAACAUCUUCGGCAUGGCUUUCCAAUGCUCUCCUAUCCGCAAGGCGUGGAUACCCGAGACUCCAGGAACAUGCAUAGAUUUGAUUGCUUUCCUCUGGGGGAACUCUGUUUCCAACUUGCUCAUCGACUGGUUCAUCCUGGCCGUGCCAAUUGGCCCGGUACUCAAGCUCCAGCUCCCUCUAGUCAAGAAGAUUCUCGUCGGGGGCGCGUUUCUGUGCGGAUCGCUUGCAUGCAUUGCCAGCACAAUCCGGGCAGCCCAUACCAAGGACUUUAAUCCAGCUGAUCUCGGCAGAACGGUCUACUAUGCUUCUAUUUGGAUCUACAUUGAGCCUCCGAUGGCCAUCAUCUCGUGUUGCCUGCCUUUUCUCAGCAGGGUUUGGGGCGCCCGGGCCAUGAGGGGAGUCAAAUCUCUGACGAAUCGUGUCACGAACAGCAGCAAGGGAGGCGCCAAGGACUCAUCGACAGGGGCGAGCAACAAUCAGUCGAGGUUCAUGGCACUCGAGAGCUCGCCUGGGGAGACGAGCCGCCAUUGGGACGAUCGUCAUCAAACAAGCAUGGACUCUAGGAAUAUCCGCAAAACCACGACUACCAUGGUCCACGGUCACGACGCAAACCCGGCCAUGGAACUGAGGCCCUACGAAUUCUCUGUGAAUGGGGCACAAAGGACUGCCAGGACGGAAUCACAAAAUUCACUGGUAUAA
Molecule: messenger RNA, 1224 nt
Organism: Clonostachys byssicola
Lineage: Eukaryota; Fungi; Ascomycota; Sordariomycetes; Hypocreales; Bionectriaceae
Source: the annotation of a GenBank genome assembly